Messenger RNA from Cololabis saira (Pacific saury), 5632 nucleotides. It is a transcript of the gene scaf8, whose product is annotated as SR-related CTD-associated factor 8. The transcript is spliced from 20 exons. Gene Ontology annotation, cellular component: nucleus. Bases 114 to 4283 code for a protein of 1389 amino acids. Gene Ontology annotation, molecular function: RNA binding. Lineage: Eukaryota; Metazoa; Chordata; Actinopteri; Beloniformes; Belonidae. The record is from RefSeq and is a predicted model, not a curated record.
AUAUUGCCAGUCUCCUCCAUCUCGUCAAGCGUCGAGCAUGCAUGUUUCACGCCGGUUAUCGAGGAGCUACCCGUAAACAUUUACUGUAAGCUGCGAGCCGAAAGCACGACGCCAUGGAAGCCGUCAAAGCCUUUAACAACGAGCUUUACUCAUUGAAUGAGUACAAGCCACCCAUCUCCAAGGCCAAGAUGACCCAGAUCACCAAGUCUGGAAUCAAGGCUAUAAAAUUCUACAAACAUGUGGUCCAGAGUGUAGAGAAGUUCAUACAAAAGUGCAAGCCAGAAUACAAGGUCCCAGGGCUGUAUGUCGUCGACUCCAUCGUCAGACAGUCUCGUCACCAGUUUGGCACGGAGAAAGAUGUUUUUGCCCCACGAUUCAGCAAGAAUAUCAUUGUAACAUUCCAGCACCUGUACCGCUGCCCUUCAGAUGACAAGAGUAAGAUUGUCCGAGUCCUGAAUCUGUGGCAGAAGAAUGCCGUCUUUAAGAGUGACAUCAUUCAGCCUUUGCUGGACAUGGCAGCAGGGAUUGCUCCCCCCAGUGCCACACCUGUCCUGCCCAGCAGCGCUGCUCCGGUCAAUAACACUACACCGGGCACCCCAGCUACACCGGCCACCCCAGCAAACAUAGUCCAGGGGCUCCCUGACUGGGCGUCGCAGAUUACAAACACAGAUACUGUGGCUGCUGUUGCUCAAAUCUUGCAGAGUCCACAGGGACAGCAGCUCCAGCAGCUGGUACAGAGUCUGCAGAUGCAGCAGCAGAAGCCCCAGCCAUCACUGUUGCAAGCAUUGGAUGCCGGCCUGGUGGUGCAGUUGCAAGCUCUGACAGCUCAGCUCACUGCUGCCGCUACUGCCAACAGCCUGAACCCCCUGGAGCAAAGAGUCUCCUCCUUUAACAAGAAACUUUUGGGUCCUUUUGACUUUGGAAACGAAUCUGAGCGCAGUGAAGAGUCUAAAAAGGACGCUUCAUCAUCUCAACUGCCCAUGGUGUCUGAGCCCAUUAACAGCUCACUGUUCCAUCAACUGGCUGAACAACUGCAACAGCAGAACCUGGAGCAGUUUCAGAAGCAGCUGCUCGAGCAGCAGCAGAAGGCAAUGAACAUAGAGGGGCAGGAUUCAAUCUUUGGUCAGGAGAACUCUGUUUCAGCUGGUCAGAACAGCAGCCAGCCGCAACUUCCUGAACCUGAGAACAAGAUCGAUGACUCUAUAGACAACCAGCAGCAGGACAUGGAUCUAGACGAGGGCCCUGAUGGAAUGGAAGAGGAGAUCUUUGAGCAAGAAGACAAGAAAACUUUAAGCACACGAUCCAGAACACGUUCUAGAUCACGCUCCAGGUCUCCCAAAAGGAGAAGAUCCAGAUCCCGCUCAGACUCCCGGAAACGCAAGCACCGUAAGCGGUCCCGUUCACGUUCCAGGGAUCGCAAGAGGAAGUCAUCCCGGUCUUAUUCAAGCGAACGACGUGCUCGAGAACGAGAGAAGGAGCGCCAGAAGAAAGGACUACCUCCCAUACGAUCCAAGACUCUAAGUGUUUGCAGCACUACUCUGUGGGUGGGCCAAGUGGACAAAAAGGCCACUCAGCAAGACCUCACCAAUCUGUUUGAAGAGUUUGGCCAGGUUGAGUCCAUCAAUAUGAUCCCGCCCAGAGGCUGUGCCUACAUCUGCAUGGUCCACAGACAGGAUGCGUACCGCGCACGUCAGAAGCUCAGCACCGGCGCUUUCAAGAUUGGCUCCAAGAUUAUUAAGAUUGCAUGGGCUCUGAACAAAGGUGUAAAGCAGGAAUACAAGCAGUUUUGGGACGUGGACCUGGGUGUCACCUACAUACCAUGGGAGAAGGUCAAGGUAGACGAUUUGGACGGCUUUGCUGAAGGAGGAAUUAUUGACCAGGAGACUGUCAAUGAUGAGUGGGAAGCAACCAAGAAUUGUGAACCAGCCAAGGAAAUUGUGAGUCAGCCAACAAGCGCUGAGCAGCAAGCAGCAUCCAGUGCACAAACUGAGGCCUACCAGCAGGUCACCAUGAUGCCUGUACAGCUUCAACCAGUUGCUCAGGCAGUUCCCGGCGCUGUAGGUUUGGUCCCUCCUAGCUUCCCCGUCACCAUGAGCAUCCCUCCACCAGGCUAUGGACCACCCCCACCCUUCUUAAGAGCUGGCUUUAACGCCUCCCAGCCUCCCCCAGGCUUUAUGCAGGCUGCCCAGACAGCAGGAAUGGCCUCAGCAACUACACCUCUGGUCCAGUCCUCUGUCGCCUCCAGCCAAGACGCUGUGAAAGAGGCCUCCUUCAGCAGUAUGAUGCCUCCGACCAGCACCAUCCCUGGAGGCUUCAUGUCCUCAGCCAUCGCAGGAGCCUCAGUAUUCAACCCUGUGGGAGUUCAAACUCAACAACCCACCGGUGAGAAAGCUCCACAGUCUACAGACGGCCUCCAGAAUGCGGUCCGCGGUGGGGUGGGUCUCCUUGGCAUGCACCCCGCAGCCUCUCUCACCCACCCGCUGCACCAGGCUGGUUUAAGUGGGCAGAGAAUGCCUGGCCUCUUACCCCUGGAUGUGCGACCUAACCUCCUCCAGCCGGGGGCCGCUGCCCGUUUCCCACUCCUCAUGCAGCACGGUGCGGCCCAACAAGCCUCCGGCCUCCUCGACGCUUCCCUUCAGGCUCAGGUCCGCCAAAGGGCCCCGUUCCCCCAGAUGGAUCCCUUCAGCAGGGCCCCCAAUCUUAACAGUGAAAAUGUCUCCAAAACUGAAGACGAGUCGCCCUCUGGGGCCGACGAGGGCAAAGACCAGGACUAUCGCUUCCCUCCUAUGGAAAAGCAGAGCACAGGCUUACUGCGGACCCCUCCACCGGAGCAUAGGGACACCCUCGGUGGCAUUGGAGGGGCAGGGGGAGGAGCAGGACCAGCAGGCCGGCCUCCCUUGCUGCAGACGCCCGGAGCUCACUCAGCCAGAUCCAGUUUAGCGGGGCGUUUGCAGGCCCUGGCAGGCUUCCCCCCUGAUAGUCGCUGGAACCAGGCCAGAGGGGACUUUGAUGAGCGAGACAGCAUGAGAGGAGGUCCACAAGCCCCCGGGGGUCCAAAAGGCUUUCAGGAUGAGCACCGCUCACCCGGCCAGAACUUCUCCAGCCGCUUUGACAGCCGACCCGGACCGGCAGGGGGGGCGGCAGGUGUAAACGCCGGAGCCGUUGGGGGCCCCCAGCCCUGGACUCGUAGUGGUGGUUCCACAGCUCCUUUUGACAAUGAACUGAAUCAAGACCUAGACGACCGCAGACGUCCGUGGGAGAGGCAAAGAGACAGAGAUGAGAGAGAUUUUGACUUCAGGAGAGAGAUGAACGGUAACCGGCACAGCCGCGACAGGGACAGGGAGCGGGAGAGGGAGCACGACAGAGGCAGGGAUCGAGGUAGAGAACGCACCAGAGAGCACGAGCGGGAUAAAGAUCGUGACAAUGAAAGAGAGCGUGAGCGUGGAGGCUGGACCCCUCUUCUUCCUCUGCCCACACCGCUGCUCCCCACUCCUCCUCUCAACCCCAACCUGACCCUGACUCAAGGCAAAACUCUUGCUCCACUCAAAUUAAAUCCUCCAAUUCAGUCACGAUACCAAUCACUCCUCUUGCCUCAAGCUCAGACCCGGCCCCCCCUCCUGGCUAUGCCUCAGAUUCAGAUCAGAGCUCCUCUUCUGCUGCAGAACCAAGUACCUGCAUCCGUGCCCCAGUCAGAAACGCCAGCUCCAGCCGUGACCUCUCCCACCCCGUCACCACCCUCAGCCCAAUCACCCAAGGGUCACAGCACAUUGACUGAGCCUCCGACCCGAUCUGAGCCUCCACCGAAACAAGAACCCCCUCCAGAUUCGAGCUCCCCGCCCCCGGCCGUAGCCCAGCUCCCCCCGAAGACCGCUCCAGACACUGAGAGCCCAAGCCACGCCUCCCCGCUAGCUGAGAUCUCCCCCCAAGCUCCCACUGUGGCCUUCACACAAGCUGACAGAUCCCUGGAAGAUCCAGCUCAAACUGUGGAGAAGCAGGAACCCCCACAGAAGGACGAGGAGGAGUCACAGGAGACGGUGGCUUCUCCCCAGUGGGUCAGUGAACCUGGAAAGGACAGUGUCAGCGUAGCUGAGCCAACUCCCGAGGCCUUUCCUGGGCACGACCUGGACCCUGCCCACGAAGCUUCGGCCCCUAAAAGAGAAACGGAGCCACAGCAGGAGCAAGUUCCAUCUCCUAAGGACCUAGACAGUGAACAGAGUGAGCCUCUGGAGGAAGCUCCGAGUCAGCCAGUGGUAGACACUGUCACAGACACUGAGGGGACAUAAUCAUCACUCAGUAGGUAAAAGAUCAUUUUGUAAAGUUGUCUCUUCUUCUCUGUACUCAUGUCAGCAAACUACCACCACAACACGGGACAUGACGUAUAUUGACUCACACCAGUUGCUGUCUGAUAUCUAUAACAACAAAUGAUUUUAUCUCACAAUUACGAGUGUACUUAAAUAGAAGGCUCUUUAGGGGAUUUAUGGAUAGAUUUCUUUGUGUUUUAUUUCCUUUUUCCUUUUUUUAAGUUGUAAAACCACACCUCCCAUUUUAAUUAAUAUAAGCUUGGUAAAAUUUUAUUGAGUUGCCUGACAAAAUGUUUCAAUUGUAUAUGGGGAAAUUUAGCUUUGACCUUCCUAUGGAAGAGAGUAAAAAUCCUGGCUGUUCGAGAACGGAUUGACUGCAGAUCAUAUAUAAUACUUGAAAGGCUCAACCAAUAUCUGUCUCCUUUUCUUUUAAACUGAUGCUGCAGUUUUAUAAUGAAUGCUUUUAUGGUGUACUACAAUGCUUUCUGUUUCUAAACAGAAAAAAAUACCCACAAAACCAAGACAGCUGCUUAUAAUUGGGGGGAAAAAAAAGAGAUUUUUAAAUUUAAUGUUGUACCCCCUAAAUAAAUGUCUGUAAUUUGUUUCUAAUUACAUAGUGGACACAAAAAAAAUAAAAUGCUGGUGGAAAGAAAAAGAAAAUGAACAGAGGAUGCCCUGAUGUCAGAUGCAUAUUGUUUUAGUUUGAAAUAAACAUGCUCUGUCUGUUUCUAAACACAUGCUUAGGACUGUUUUCUGACCCAGGACCAGUGGAAAAAUAAGACUACUUUUCAAACUCGUACACUGUGUGCUGUCACUUUGAUGCUCUCAAGUUGCUGCUAUACCAUCCAUCCACAGAGCAAUUUGUUGGAUGCAACAAUGGGACUUGUAGUUUUAGCUUCUGAUGACUUACGCCUGUAUGUUUGCCUAAGCUUUUGCUGGGUGACUGGUGAGGAUGGGAUUGUGCCUUCUUGAAUGGAUUUGUUGUUCAUGAUGCUAUCCAACACUUCUAUGUGAUGUACACCAGUCUGUGCGUGCAACUUGGUUUCAGACAGCUCUCUCAAAAGAAUGCUACCUUUGACGAAAUUGGCUCGCGUACCGAUUAAAUGGUAGCCGCGCCGUUUAUACAGCACUCACCUGGAGGAGACGAUACGUACUCCACCACUCUGUGCAUGCAGGCCUGUAGCCAUGUUUUAUCCUUCCUGUCUUUCUUCAUUUCAUACUUAUUGUGGUUUUUUUCUUGAGACAUAUUAGAAAUCCAUAGUCUGCUGUUCUUUCAGACCAAAUGUCUACUACAGGAGUUGUGAUGUUGAAUAAAAGUUAAAGGUGCAUCA